AUGGAUCUAUCCAACCUCCGCACGAGUUUGCGGGAGGAGGAAGCUUCAGGUCAACGGCGUUCGGCGCAUUUGCGAGCUGCCGAGGACGAGCUCAAUGCCUUCUUCCGCUCGUCUGCUUUGGGACUCACCACGCUAUACCGUCAGGGCGUAGCAGCGACCAAGGCGAGUUACGAAAAGGGUUACGCGCAUGCUUUGGCGCAUGUACUAGAGCUCUGGGACAAAGACCGAGACUGGUUGAAGGGGUACUUGCAGCGAAGGAUUGAGGCCAUCGAGGCUGCCGAUGCCGAGGACGAUGCCGAGGAAGCUCAGCUGGAUCAGCCGCAACCGCAACAACUGCAACAGCAGCAAUCUGCCGCGAGCACCAGUUUCGCCCGCUCCGCUAACACUCCCUUGACAGCGACGAGGCCAGCACAACAGAUAGCUUCAGACUCGCCAAGACAUAACAACAAACGCACGCGCAACGCAUUCAGCGACACCUCGACUUCCACCUCGCAUCGCAACCACGACGAUUCUGCGGCAGAACGCAGAACACUGCACCGCAUCCCGCACAACAACUCGGCCGCAUCUUCCCGAUUCUCGCAAACCUCUGCUGCAAAUUUUGCAUCGAGCUCGUUCAACUUCUCAGCUCCUCUAGCCUACCCUUCCUCCUCCAGCAGUAGUGCUGCUAACAUUGGCACCACCUCCUCGCCAAGCAAGACGAGACCGCCACGACCAAUCGAUGCGCCCGUGAUCAAAACUUCGAACCCGGCCACAUCACGACGUCGAUUACAAAAGUUGAAGGGCUUGCGUGCGGGGCGAGAUCGAAUCAUCGACAUCGAGGAAGCAGACGAGGAUGAGAUCCUUCCCGACGGCGCGGCUGACGACGCAGAUGCGUGGACCGAUGAAGAUGCUGCGGGAGGAUACGACGAAAACGCUUCUCCCGCCAAAGGGGCGAAGACCGGCAACGGCGGCAGGGGAAAGAAGGUGGUUGUAUGGGCAGAACGGUCUGGGAGCAACUCGGCCCAUGGAGAACAUACACCGCAAGUGGCAGAGGGCAAAGUGUUGGAGCGGUUAGAUCGACGCAAGAGGCGGCGUUCAAAUCGGCAACAACAAGACGACACGAUGAUGGCGGACGAGGAGGCAUCGUCCGCUGAAGUGUCAAGGGAGGAAGAGGCGGGCACGUAUAAGUAUCAUUCGUAG
This is a messenger RNA of Sporisorium graminicola, 1179 nucleotides long. RefSeq lists its product as uncharacterized. Lineage: Eukaryota; Fungi; Basidiomycota; Ustilaginomycetes; Ustilaginales; Ustilaginaceae. The coding region runs from base 1 to 1179 and encodes 392 amino acids. The transcript has a single exon. The record is from RefSeq and is a predicted model, not a curated record.